Anas platyrhynchos (mallard) is the source of this 2234-nucleotide messenger RNA. RefSeq names its product lactoylglutathione lyase. The record is from RefSeq and is a predicted model, not a curated record. Gene Ontology annotation, molecular function: lactoylglutathione lyase activity; metal ion binding. Lineage: Eukaryota; Metazoa; Chordata; Aves; Anseriformes; Anatidae.
ACACCUCUGGGGCGGAGCGCUGCCUCCCCCGGGCAGCCUUCAUCCUCCCUUCUCCUCCCCUUCUCCCAGCUCCGUGAAAUGGCGGCCCCGGCAGAGCCGUGCGGCCUCAGCGAUGAGGCAGCCUAUGGCGCCUGCUCCGAGCCGGAUCCCAGCACCAAGGACUUUUUGUUUCAGCAGACAAUGUUAAGAGUAAAGGAUCCGAAGAAGUCGCUGGAUUUUUAUACAAGAAUUCUUGGAAUGACACUGCUUCAAAAAUUUGACUUCCCUACUAUGAAGUUCUCGCUGUUUUUCCUGGGGUACGAGGAUAAAAAUGAUAUCCCAAAAGAUAAAACUGAGAGAACACCUUGGACCUUCUCUAGAAAAGCUACACUUGAACUGACACACAACUGGGGCACUGAAAAUGAUGAAAAUCAGUCCUAUCACAAUGGUAAUUCGGAUCCUCGAGGAUUUGGGCACAUUGGAAUUGCUGUCCCUGAUGUCAAUAAAGCUUGUAAGAGGUUUGAAGAACUAGGAGUGAAAUUUGUGAAGAAACCAGAUGAUGGUAAAAUGAAAGGACUUGCAUUUGUUCAAGAUCCUGAUGGCUACUGGAUUGAAAUUCUGAACCCUAAACACAUGGUGACUCUCACUUAAAUGCACAUUUUCAGUUCCCUGGAGAAAAUCUACAACAGCAUUUGUGGAAUUUUUCACUUAAUGGAGAGAAAUCAACUAUGUUCAGAGUCUACUCUAAAACUGUCCCCUGGGACCUCAAUGUACUUGAAUUCCCUUUUGUUUUCCUGUGAUGCCCCUGCAAUUUGCUUCCAACUAGGAAUCCUCAACUGUCUUUUAGAGGAGCACUGAUAUGUACUCUGCUCGUGAACAUUGAUUAUGUUAAUAUUUAACUAAACACUCUCAUAAGAUAGAUUACCAGAAAUUCACCUCACUUUACAGUUUUUAGAUUUGAACUAAAAGCAAAAAAAAAAUAAUAAUCCUGCAUUACUGCUGGUGGUCUUCAACAAGGAGAGAAAGAAACUUUAAUAAAUUUGUUUGAUGAAGUCAAAGGCUUCAUACCCUAUCUUGUAUGGUAGAAAAUAAAGUAUCUAACUUCUUGCUUUAGUAGUAGCAUGUUUAUGAAAGUCUUAAUCGUACAUUAUGCCAAGGAAAAGUCUUUAACCACCGUUAAGCAGCCUUGCCUGGAACAAGAAACUUUGUAGAUUAGUCCACCAGAAAGAAUUCUGUAUUUAAACUUCCUGGCUGCUGACUGGGAGACAUCAUAAGAGAUCUCCACAGUGGUCCUUGUAGUGUCUUAACACUAGAAGGAACUUGCUCAUAGUUUUUGUUUUGAUGCAAGUCUGGGGCUAUAUUCUUUUUACAUGCUGUAUAUAGUCCUUUAUUAGGACUGCAAUGAAGAAGAGUACUUGAAAUGGCUUCCUAUAAGUAGGCAUUUUGAUUGUUCUCUUUAACUGAGUGACGGUGACUGAAAUUAUACUUGUAAAUGCUACAUUUUCCUGCUAUUUAUAUCUGUUACACAAAUCAUUUCCCUUUACACUGUUCACCUGGUAUGAGUAGUGUAAAACAUACCAAGCUUUGAAAUCCUGAUAACAAAACCAAGAAAAUCUCUGCAUUUACUGUGGUUCAAGUAGCACUUAACUCCUACUCAGUCUUCAACUGUGCAAUGGCAUUGCCAUUCACUUCCAACUAUAAAGCAUUGAUGAAAAUUACAAAACUAAUUUUAAAGCAGUAUGACAAGUUACUUUGGUAGUUGUUGAAUCCUAGGUAAACAAAAAGCUAUUUGUUUCAGUUUAUGGAUUUUUUUUUUUUUGGGGGGGGGGGAAGAAACUUGGUCAUAAAAGAAUAAGUGGGAAUACAGCAAUGAAAGUAACUGUAUGACUUGAUUAGCAGGAUAAUGGCAAUGUGCAGAGUUGUUGAUAACUUAUUCAAUAAUUCCCUGACCUUUCAGUUAAAAAGUAUAGGAGGUACUGCAUUUGAUUUCUACUAUGCUAAUCUAGAUAUUAAUGACAAACGUUAAGCGUUAUUGUCCAAGAGUAGUCUACAAUAUUUUGUUUACCUUUGGAAAUGAGUAAAAAACAUUAUGUGCUUCAUCUGAGUUUUAAUAGCUGUUGGAAAAGAGAAUGGGAAAUGCAUUGCCCUGUUUACUGUCCCCUACAGAUGUACAAAAAAAACCACAAAUAUAUUGGAAAGUAGACAGCAACUCUAUAAAGAUGUUUCCUAUAUUUUAUAAAGCAACCCUAAUACUU